This is a messenger RNA of Halteromyces radiatus, 1470 nucleotides long. RefSeq lists its product as uncharacterized. The record is from RefSeq and is a predicted model, not a curated record. The transcript is spliced from 9 exons. Gene Ontology annotation, molecular function: transcription corepressor activity. NCBI's taxonomy places the organism in Eukaryota, Fungi, Mucoromycota, Mucoromycetes, Mucorales, Cunninghamellaceae. Bases 37 to 1395 code for a protein of 452 amino acids. Gene Ontology annotation, cellular component: Swr1 complex; NuA4 histone acetyltransferase complex. Gene Ontology annotation, biological process: chromatin remodeling; negative regulation of transcription by RNA polymerase II; DNA repair.
UUUUUUACGCCUGUUAUUCAUAUUAUAUAAAUUAUAAUGGGAGACUCGGUUACCGAUAAACAAGAAAUAAAAACAGAAUUAAACCCUCAUCUCUAUUCACUCAUUGGAGGUACUCCACCAAUUGCAUUUGUCAAGCCAACACAUCUACCAAAAUGGAAUACGAAGAAAAAAGCAGAAUCUUGGGUACAGAGACCUUUUCUUCACCCUGCACGAACGGACACACUUGUUUUACAUCAUUGGACAAAGGAACCAGAUCAAGACAUGGAUGACUAUCAUUUCGCAAAGUUCAAUCGUGUGAUUGAUAUCGUUGACUAUACUGAAGAAGACUAUGAUAAAUAUUUGACAGACACGGAUUGGACUAAAGAGGAAACAGACUACCUAUUCCGAUUAUGCCGAAUGUACGAUCUACGAUUCCCAGUAAUAGCGGAUCGAUAUAAUUACGAUACAUCACGAACGUUAGAGGAUUUGAAGGAUCGAUACUAUACCAUCAAUCGGAAACUCAUCAAGGCACGAGGUGGGUUGAGCAACGAUCAUCCACCUUCAAUGGAUCGACAAACAUUAUUACAACAAUAUAGUUACGAUAAGAACAAGGAAACAGAACGAAAACAAGCAUUGAUUCGAUUAUACCAACGAUCUCGAGAACAAAUUCAGGAAGAAGAGAUUCUGUUUAUGGAGGCGAAACGCAUGGAAGAGAAUCAACAUGUAUUUACAACACAACGGGAUCAACUUUAUAGUACAUUACACUUGGAACAGGCGCAACAAAUGCCUUCCACCCCACUGACUCCUUUGUCCUCUUCUUCAACUUCUACACAUCUACCUUUACCCUCUGGUCCUACUUCUGCCAACUCUACUCUUUCAUCAACAUCCUCUUCUCAUCUUCCUUCUCCUUCCAGCACGACCAAUUCAACUCCUUUGUCUGUUCCUGGUGGGAUUGGCAUUACUGGUGGUACAAGUAGUGCUGCUCAAGAUCAAAAGAAAAAGAAAAAGGAAGAUACUAUCAAAAAAGCAAGACGCAUCUCUACAUCCUCUUCUAUGGAAGAUCUCUUGCCACCUCCACCUGAAAAGAAAGAUAAGUUAAUCCCUGGUGUAUAUGUUCGAAGUCAAAAAUUACCUGGUGUCAAGACAAACUUACAACCUAAAGUGUUACGGACUAUGGCUGAAUUUGGCAUUGGUGCUCGACCAGUGAUGCCAACACAAGAAGUAUGUUACAAAUAUGAAUAUCUACAAAACUCGGUGGUGGCUCUUUUGGAACUGAAAAAAAUGGCAGAGAAAUUGGAUAUCGACACCAAGGUCAAAGGAUCUACUACAGUGACAGGCAGAAAACAUUCAUUAUCUUCAGGAUCAAGUUCAACCGCAAAUCGACCUGGAGGUGAUCGUCGAAGAAAACUUGGAUAAUUUUUUUUUUUAGUUUAUUCAGACAUUGUAUUUAUUUUUUAUAAUAAAGAGGAAGAUGAUGUAAGAUGAUCAAAU